GAGUAAAUAUUAGUAGCUCUUUGUGAGGAAAAAAAUAACAAUUACAAUAUAAAACUGCAUUAAAAACGCACAAAAAGUUGCAGUGAAUAAUAAACUCGUAUUUAACAGAUUCCAAAAAUAGGUUAGAUUAAAUUGAACAUGCACCGAUUGCACUGUGUAGAAAUAUUGAUCUUUUAUAACAAAAUAUAGAAUAUUUUCCUAGUAAAAAUAUUAACACUAUUAAGGUCAAAAAGGGAACAAAUGAAAAUAAUUAUUUUGCAAUAAUUGUUAUUUUUAACAGUAAUUAAUUUUGUUUCAGUGGCAGAGUAGGAAUUGAAGAUGUCUAGCAGUGGAUACACAUGCAUUAGAACGGUGUUUUGUUUUGUAAACGUGCUAUUUUGGGUGACUGGUUGUAUACUAGUUGGUAUAGGAAUAUGGCUUCGAGUCAGUUAUGAAGGCUAUGCCACACUAUUGCCUCAGUACGCCUUACUUAGCGCCGACGCCGUAGCCAUUGUUGUGGGGACACUUACGAUAAUACUGUCCUUUUUUGCUUGCUGUGGAUCAUGGCUGCAAAGCAGAUGCAUGCUGAUAACUUACUUCACUCUAGUAGUGUUGAUGUUCGUAGCCGAAUUCUUGCUGGGAUCGCUUGCUUUCGUUUACAGAGAUAGCAUCAAACACACUCUCACGGAAAAACUACAAGAUGGCUUGAUGCACCACUACAACAUGAGUAGUUCCCCUAAUAAUUUAGUGGAAACAUGGGAUGAAAUACAUACCACUUUUAAAUGUUGUGGAGUAACAAGCUACAUGAACUGGCACAUGAUAGACGCCUGGCCAGAAAACCGAUGGGUACCUGACAGUUGUUGUUUGCCAGCGGAUUAUGGACCAGGUUGCGGAAGAAAACCUAAUGAAAGCAUUUAUGAACCCGGCUGUUACGAAAAGAUUUAUAGUUGGUUUAAGGAUAGACUGCUGGUUGUGGGUUUGUUGGGACUAUCAGUAGCAUUUGUUCAGUUAUUUGGUUUGAUAGCUUCAAUGCUGCUAUUCUGUACAGUGAAAUACAAGCGAAGGUCGCGAACAUACAAGUCGUACCAGUAGGUUACACUUGUAGUCUCUGAAUCUCAAAGAACAUGCAUUUUGAUGUAAUGUGAUAUCAAAAAGAACUGAUUUGUUUUAUUUUGCAACUUAACUUAUUUUUUCUUUAAAAUAUAUUACCUAUACAUUCAUAGGUAAACCUAUCUAUACUUUGUUUUAUAAAUCUUAGUUAAAAAUUAAGGUAUGUAAAUACUUUAGUUUAAAACAAUCUUUAUUUUAGAUUACCUCACUAAAACUUCAUUUUAAAUUAGUGUAAAUAGAUUAAAGAUACUUUUUCUAAGCCAGUAAUCUACCCUUGUUUCCGUUUUAAAUAAAUUAUUUUGUUAUAAA
This is a messenger RNA of Sitophilus oryzae (rice weevil), 1398 nucleotides long. RefSeq names its product tetraspanin-9-like. NCBI's taxonomy places the organism in Eukaryota, Metazoa, Arthropoda, Insecta, Coleoptera, Curculionidae. Gene Ontology annotation, cellular component: membrane. Bases 319 to 1071 code for a protein of 250 amino acids. The transcript has 5 exons. The record is from RefSeq and is a predicted model, not a curated record.